Molecule: messenger RNA, 3041 nt
Organism: Brassica rapa (field mustard)
Lineage: Eukaryota; Viridiplantae; Streptophyta; Magnoliopsida; Brassicales; Brassicaceae
Product: calcium-binding protein CML39-like
Molecular function (GO): calcium ion binding
Source: RefSeq, a predicted model, not a curated record
GAUCGCUGGGCUUCAGUCCUUUUAAAGUCGUAUACGGGUUCGUUCCGCGCGGGCCUUUGGCUUUGUCGACUUUGCCUCAACCAGGAGAGUUCCAUGGUCGGGCAGUGGAGCUCAUUGACGAGCUGUCGGUGGUGCAUGCUCGCGCCCAGGACAAUUUUCAGGGCACUGCUAUUAAGUACAAAAGAGCCGCGGAUAAGCAUCGACGCGAGGUGAAUUUUCAAGUGGGCGACCAACUGUGGGCUGUUCUAACUAAAGACCGGUUUCCUAUAGGUCAAUACAACAAACUGAAAGAUAGGAAGAUAGGACCAGUGGCGGUUGUUGAACGGAUAAAUGCUAACGCCUAUCGCCUAGCUUUACCUCCCCACGUCCAUACGGCCGACGUCUUCAACGUCAAGCACCUUUUCAAGUAUGAACCUGACGAUAACAUCCUUUCUGGAUUCGUGGACGAAUCGCUCGUACGGGAGGGGACCUGAUGCAGCAUAGCAUCCUAUUUCGAUUAGGUUUGGUUUCAUAGUUUCCUUUUCUUUUGUUUUAGAUAAACAUUAGCUUAAACUUAAAGAUUAGGAUUAAGACUUAAGGAUACAAGAUUAGAUUCUAAUCCCUAAGGACUUAGGACUUUUCAUAGGUUAUAUAUAUAGUGAUCUCUUGAAUUGUAAGAGACACGACUUUUGAUUAUUGAUUUAUAAAACUUAGAGCUUUGUGUUAAACAACUCUUAAACCUUACUUCUGGGCAUUCUUUGAGAAUUCAACAGACUUAAGAAGACUUAGAUAACGGGCAUUCGCAGAAUUCAACGUUACCUUCGCAUUAUCGGUUACUUUUGGUUACUUCCGCUCUAUUAGAAAGGCCAUAGGGAGAUCAUUAAAACCAAAAAUACAUUGAGAAAUGAGAAACCCAGCCACGUUAAAACAUCAGGUAGCUUCUUCAGAGGUCUCAAUGAUAGAUUAGUGAGAAAGACCACAUGCGUAUUCACUGAUAAAAGACAAGUGGCAGUCAACAAAUCUUAUACCAUUUCUUAAUCCUAAUUUGUAAAUUAAAAAACGUGUUUUAAACAUAGAUGAUGAAACUUGUAAGUAAUAUAUCUUUUCUUUACUACAGAUCUAAGACUAAUAAUACGUUAUCUUCUAGAUCUCAAGUCUAAUAAUAUUUGUUUUCUCAAUCUCCCACAUUUGCUACGUUUAUGUUCUUUUUUUUAUUAAGUCCCAGUCUAUUCUUGAAACUCAAAAAAACGUAUAUAUAUAGAGAGAAACCAUUCAGACCAUUUCCUCAUUCAGUUCUUACACCAAAAACAAGAAGAAAACUUGUAGCAUUAACUUUUGUUUCUUGUCCUAAUGAAGACUACUCAUCGUCGGUUAUCUUCAUCUUUAACUAAACUCUGCGAGAGACUGUCCUCAUUCAAGAAUGGUGAUGACAAUAUAAGAGAAUUGCAAGCUGUCUUUGCUUACAUGGAUGCUAACAGAGACGGUAGAAUCUCUGUAGAAGAGCUUACGAAGAGUUUUAAUACAUUAGGAGAGCAACUUUCUGAUGAAGAAGCCAAAGUUGUGGUUAAACUGUCUGAUAUAGAUGGAGAUGGGAUGUUGGAUUUUGAGGAGUUUGCUCAGUUAAUCAAAGGGAGUGGUGAUGAGUUUACAGAGGAAGAGAAGAAGAGGAAGAUGCUGGAAGCGUUUAGAAUGUAUAUUGAUGAAAGUGAAGAUUGUAUUACUCCUAGAAGCUUGAAGACUAUGCUGAUGAAGCUUGGUGAGUUAAGAACGAAUGAUGAUUGUAGGGUUAUGAUCAAAGUUUUUGAUCUUAAUGAUGAUGGAGUUUUAAGUUUUGAUGAGUUUGCUCAUAUGAUGAUGCGUUAAAGAAUUGGCCCAUCCAUUGUUGUUGUGGCUUUAUUGCUGUAAAUAUGAUAUAUGCAAUCAAUAAACAUGUCUUUUAUUCAAUGUACAUGAAUCAUAUUCCAUUUUGGUUCUUAUUUCAAAAACUACAUGACGAAGCAUCCAAAAGGGAAAAAAAUGUUCAAAGAAUCGCUAAGAAUCCACUAGACCACUUUUUUUCUUACAAAAAAAAACACUGAUUUACAAAAAAAAAAUUUGAAAAAUUGUUUCGUUUAGACAUGAUUUACCGCCUAAACAAACUUUUAGAACACCGAAAAAAAAACAGAACACAAUAGACCGACAAAGCAAGGAAUCCACUUUUUAAUCAGAGACCCUUGUAUUGUAUUAUUACAAAAAUCAAAUUUAGGUCAUAUACUGUGUUUCGCUCAUUAUUAAACCACAAAUAGGGAAUGGUUUAUUAGGCCAAUAAACCUAUUUGAGACGUGAGCGUAGGUCCAACUAACUACACUUAUUUUGUAAGACCGGGUUUGAUCUAUCGGAUCUUCAUAUCAUCUCAUAGUCUAAUACUAAAAUAUAAAAUAAAUGAACAUAUCUCUAUGACAAAUUUGAUAACAACUCACGUUAUUCUACCGUCCAUGGUACUAUAAAACACAUCAAUUAAAUGCCAGCUUAUAUAACACAUCAAUUCAUUUAUAAUCAACGAAGCCAUAAGACUAAUACCAUCUCGAAUGUAAAACUUCAUUUUUUCUCUAAAAUAGAAUACAGAGUAAAAAUGUUUCAAUUCAUUCUAUUUUUUACUGUAUAAUAGAAUAAUGAACGAACAAAAAUUAGAUUACUUUUUUUUGGAGUGAAAAAUAAAGUGCAAUUGAAACAUUUUUUACUACAUACUUCAUUUGGAGCGAAAAAAUUAGUGGGUUGGAAAUGUCCUAAGCUCACAAUUAAUAUGUAUGCCCCAGCUCUCUAUCAAUUAAUUACCAAAUACUACGGGGUAAUUGGUUGAGCUGUAGAAAAUGACUUUAGCUUUAAUUUUCAUUUACAGCCUAAAAUACUAUCAAUUAUGUUUUAUCUUAGUUUCUAAAGUUACAACCAAAAACUAAAGCUACUGCAAAAACACACAAAAAAUGGUUGUAAAAAUAUUAUUUUCUAAACCUCCAUCUUUUUAGCUGUAAGAAAUUUUAAAGCUACAUUCCUUAAAGCUAAAUCAAAAAAUUUUAAGGAUUAAA